This is a messenger RNA of Cydia fagiglandana, 2178 nucleotides long. It is a transcript of the gene CPR55, whose product is annotated as activating signal cointegrator 1 complex subunit 2 homolog. Gene Ontology annotation, molecular function: structural constituent of chitin-based larval cuticle. The record is from RefSeq and is a predicted model, not a curated record. NCBI's taxonomy places the organism in Eukaryota, Metazoa, Arthropoda, Insecta, Lepidoptera, Tortricidae. Gene Ontology annotation, cellular component: chitin-based extracellular matrix. The coding region runs from base 139 to 975 and encodes 278 amino acids. The transcript is spliced from 3 exons.
UAUUGUGGCUGUUGUAACUUCAGUGUGCCGGCGACAUUAUAAAUACAAGUGGCCGAAGGCGCGGCGCAUAAGUCUGUUGCGAUUGCGCGCUAUUGCACGCAAAGGCGGGAAAAGUUUGACGUUUCCAGAAAAGUCGCCAUGUUUGUUUUGAAGUCUGCACUCCUGCUGGCGGCAUUGUCGUGCGCCGCAUCCCAGCAGGGCCCCACCACGACCCCGGUGCCUAUCCUCAAGCAGAUCAACCGGCAGAAUGACGAUGGCUCCUACAGCUUCGGAUAUGAAGCGGCCGACGGCUCCUUCAAGAUUGAGACCAAGUACCCCAACGGAGACGUAGCUGGGAAGUACGGAUACGUCGACGAAGCAGGGAAGCUGAGAGAGAUUUCUUACGGCGCCAGCAGUAAAAGGGGAUUCGAGCCGCAAGGAACUGGAAUCAUGGUCCCCCCUCCGACGUUGAACGACCCAUCGUCCAACAACGCUCUCACCGACGGCCAGGAGGAUGACGGACAGUAUCGGGAAGACCCGAAAAUUUACGAAGACCCGAAGUACAACGGCCGCUCCCAAUCCCGCCCGAGCGCUAUCAGGCAAUUCUUGAAGCCAUCCCAGCCUGAACCUCAAUACCAACAGCAGACAUAUCAGCAGCCUCAGCAAUACCAGCAGCAGCAGUACCAACCUCAACAGCCGUCUGCUUUCCGCUCGGGUCCACUUUUCUCCCAGCAGACCAGUCUUUUCAACCAGGCUCCGCAAACUUUCCCUCAGGAAAGGCAGCAGAACCAAAUCUUCCACCAGCAGCCCCAGUUCUCUUACCAGAUCACUUCGCAGCCGCAGUACAACCAGUACCAACCACAGUACCAGCAGCAGUACCAGCAACCGCAAAACUACCAGAAUUAUCAGACACAAAACUACAAUCCUUUCUCAGGACACCCGGCGCAGAAUUUCGAUCCCAACACGGGGUCUUACACUAUUGACUUCACUGGUUAAUUUUAGUAAGAGAUAGGAUAUCCUAAUAGUGAAAAUCAAGUUUGGCAUGUCAUCAGGCUGGUUUGAUUACAUAGAAUUUGAGAUCGGUUUUAAAUACUCUGAACAGGGUGCCUAGCCAAGGUGACAAUCGCUUGCGCUACGACAACGAAACGACAAACUAUGUUUAUUAAGGUGUUAUCUACCCAAAGCAAUACGAACGGAUUUUUUUAAUUUUGUAUAUUUAGUGCUAGUCAAUUAUAAUGAGUAGAUAUAAUUUUGGCUUUAAUCUAAUUACUGUAACGAAUGUAAAAUAAUUAUCAUUUGUAUUAGUAGUAUGUUAAUAGGUAGUUACGCAUACGAGUAUUAUAAAGCCCAUGACGUAUUGUAGGUACAUAUACAUAGAUAUAUGUACCUACAAUAAUGCAACCUAACUCAAUAGGUACACUCAGUUACACUAACACACUAAUUAAAUUAUUGCACAGUCUAUAUUUUAAUGCUUUAAAUUAAAUAUUGACUUUGUUGAUAUGUAUUAUAUUAGCAGCCGUACCACGAGUUGACACUGGACGUUUACGUUAGCGACUUCGUAAACUCGAUCGCAGUACAUCUCCCUUGCACUGAUCUAUUGGUGCGAUACAGAGGGAAUACGAACGAGUUCACGCAGACGCUAACGUAAAUGCCUGGUACGAAGUAAUUAAAUUUCAUAGAUAGGAUUGUGUGUUACCUUACUAUUUUGUGUGGAUCUAAAUUUACUUAUUCAUAGGGUAAUUCGCCAGUAUUUGGCCACUUUUAGUAAGUUUCAGCCCUGAGCUAAAAAUGAAUUCUAUUCACAUAUAAACAGAAUUCAUUUUAGUAUAACAUAAGGUUUCAAUAACUGGCCAGUUAUUGAAACGGUUAAAAUUAAUUCUGUUUAUAAUUGAAUAGAAUUCAUUUUUUGUUUAGAGCGGCCUGUUAACUAAAAGUGGCCAGUUACUGGCGAAUUACCCCAUAUUUAAUAUAGUCAUGUGUACAUAAACCAGGCUUGUCACAUUAUUUUUCCUGUACCUAAUUAGCAUACAAUAUUUUAUCGCAUAUGUAACAAGCUAACAUUCCCACUGCAAUUGGAAUGCUUUCUUAUGAAACAACCAAUAAAGAAUCAAUUAUUCUACACUGCGUUUGAGUAUGACGCAAAAUGGCCGACGAGACGCGUGCCGAUUGUAAAUAUCGAUUAAAUAAAUGUUACGUGUA